UUCAUUUGGCUUGUCUCGAUUCAACAACUGGUUACAAAAUCUUUUAGGAAAAAAAUUGAAAAAUUUCCAUGCUGAGAGGAGAAGAAAACGGCUUGAAGAACAGAGGUAAGACCGAUUCGCGAUGCAGGCCCACCAUGCGAUGCCCGAUUUCCGGUGCAGGAACAACUGCCAGCACAAGGAGUGCCAACGACAUGCUCCUUUGGGCAUAAUCGAUCAGCACACGCAGUGCAAGUGUCUGGGCGAGGUGAAUGCCUCCUCGAUAUUCCUGGAGAACGUCCUCGAUUUGGCCAACACUUUGGCCCAGGUGAUGAUCAUCUGCGGACUGCACGAGUGCAAGGCCAAGUCAACGGUGGACAUCAUCACCUAUGCCUUUCUGCACUACGAUCAGGUGUGCUAUUGUAUAGACACGACUCCUAAGAAACGUUUACGGAAAGAGGAUUUGUUCCACGAACUGGGCAAAAAGUCGCUAAUGAACAAGGUUGAGGCCCAUCUGGCCUACUCGAUUAUUAAGAGGGGUUUUAAGGCCUUCUACUAUGAGCCCAAACAGGAGUUGACCUACGACGAUCAGGGACGACCCUCCUACAACGACGAAUGUGUUUGGGUUCAUGCCGCCCGAAAGUCGGCCGAAUCCUAUGCCCGAUUUGACGGGCUCUCCUGUGCCGAGCAAUUGGCUUACGAGGCCAAGAUCAAGAUAGCCUUCAAAAAGUUCUACGAUCGAAUGCAGACGCGCAAGAGGCAGCCGGAGGGCGACGAUUGCAAUUGCUGUUUCUGCGCCAAGAAGCGCGGGCAUUUGGUCUACGCCAAGGAGCCGGCUCCCUGCUCCUCGGCGAGCAAAAAGAAGCCGAAGCACGUGUGUCCUUACUGCUGCAAGAAGAAACAGAAACAGCAGUACACCCACCCAGCCCGUCAGCCGGCCAAGUGCCCCAAGUGCCACAAGUCACGGAAGUUCUGUUGCUGCACCAAAAUGGACUUCAAUCUGCAGUGGGUCAAGAGCAUCUGGGAGCGACCCGAUUUCAAUCAGUACUACAAGAACGAGAUCGCCGAGAUCGAGGACCGGCUGGUCAAGGGCACCUGCUGGCUGCCCCCGGAGCCUGAGGAGAAGAUGGUCGACGAUGGGGAGGGCGAGGAGGAGGAGGAGGAGGGAGCCGGAAUGCCACCCGAUACUCUUCUGGCUCUGGGCGGCAAAACGGUGCCCACUAACCAGGAUGAGGGCAACACAACUGUUGGUGGGUCGCCAACUAAGCAGGGAUCAGUCAUCGAGGCCGAUGCCGAACCUUAACUAUGAAAGUUCCUGCGAAUCUGGUCCAAAUA
Messenger RNA from Drosophila takahashii, 1311 nucleotides. RefSeq lists its product as uncharacterized. Lineage: Eukaryota; Metazoa; Arthropoda; Insecta; Diptera; Drosophilidae. The record is from RefSeq and is a predicted model, not a curated record.